This is a messenger RNA of Pogona vitticeps (central bearded dragon), 1891 nucleotides long. NCBI's taxonomy places the organism in Eukaryota, Metazoa, Chordata, Lepidosauria, Squamata, Agamidae. The record is from RefSeq and is a predicted model, not a curated record.
GGUGGGGAUGGGGUUGCCUCUUAUUGGGGGGGCCGCGGCUAGGAUGUGGAAGUAUGAAAGGAGCCGUGGAGGGCCACGGUGGAGGGGAGCCCUCGUGCAGUCAGCCGCCUCCGUGAGGUGUGAGCCAGGGCCCGGCGGGGGCGCAAGUCUCUCGGCUUGUGAGAGGGCUUUCCUCUCGCUUCUCUCCACAAUGCCCCAAGCCUCCGAACAUCGCAUGAGCCGGGCCAGAGAUCCAUCGGUCAUCACCUCUCAGCCGAAAGCCGGCAGCAAGCUCCCAAACGGACACCGGGCCCCGAGCCAAGAGCACCGGCCUUGCUGCUCGUCCUCCGCCAUCGCUAACGGGCUUUCCACCGCAUCCAAACUUCGGCCCUUGCCACCCCGGCCGAGCCCUCUGGACGACAGGGGCAAGAAGCUAGAGUCGGACAGAGGCCGGCCCUCCAAGCGAAGCGAGGCGCUGCGCGGCACGGCCGCCCGCCGCGGUCCGGUCAAGGCGGACCACGCUCUGAAAGUUCCCGGAUGCCCGCAGGCCAGCGGGACCAUCUCCGGCAGCACCUCUUUCACCAUGCCUCCCGGGGUGCUCCUGGGCGGGCCGGACUCCGACCGCCGAAGAAGCAACCUGCUCCGCUCCAAGUCCAUCAGCAUCGGGGACUUGAGCCAGGCCGGCGUCCCCAGGGAAGAGCAGCUGAGUGCCGCCUUCAGCCGCCUGGCCCUCCGAGACCACAGCCCCUCAUGCGGCCACCACAAGCUGGGCCUGGGCGCCGCCCUGGCGCUGAAGAGGAGCUCCUCCCUCCGCCGCGUCAACGUCACCGCCGGGCUGGACGGGAGGCCGGCCGCCACGCUGCUGUCCGUCCGCACGGAAGGCUGCCCAAGGACUCGCCCCACGGAGCCGCCGACCCUGGACUACAUGCGUUCACAGGACCUCCCGCUGUCGACGAGCCCUCCCCAGAGCAAAAGCCCUGGAUCCGGCAGGCUGGAAGAGAAGGCAGCCACCACGCAUCACACCCUCCUGCUGGGCUCCGGGCACAUCGGCCUCCGCAACCUCGGCAACACGUGCUUCAUGAACGCCGUGCUCCAGUGCCUGAGCAGUACCAAACCCCUGCGGGAUUAUUGCCUCCACCGCGAAUUCCGGCAGGAGCAACCAGGCGCUCUGCGGACCCAGCAGGAGCUGACCGAAGCCUUCGCAGACGUCAUCGCCACGCUGUGGCACCCCGAUUCCACAGAGGCCGCCAACCCCAGCCGCUUCAAAGCCGUUUUUCAGAAAUAUGUGCCGUCCUUUACAGGAUACAGUCAGCAAGAUGCUCAGGAGUUUUUGAAGUUUCUCAUGGACCGGUUACACGUGGAGAUCAACAGGAAAGGGCGCAAAACGCCCAGCAUCCUCUCUGACACCAAACGGCCGUCGGUCCUGGAGGACUCGGACUCUCUGAGCGAUGAUGAACAAGCCAACCUGAUGUGGAAGCGCUACCUGGAACGAGAAGACAGCAAAAUAGUAGACCUCUUCGUUGGCCAGCUGAAGAGCUGCCUCAAGUGCCAGGCGUGUGGCUAUCGGUCGACCACCUUCGAAGUAUUUUGCGAUCUCUCCCUGCCCAUCCCAAAGAAAGGCUUCACGGGUGGGAAGGUCUCUCUGCUGGACUGCUUCAGCCUCUUCACCAAGGAGGAGGAGCUGGACUCGGAGAACGCACCGGUGUGUGACAAAUGCCGGCAGAGGACUCGAAGCACCAAGAAGCUGACCAUCCAGCGGUUUCCCCGCAUCCUCGUCUUACACCUGAAUCGGUUCUCCACCACCCGUUACUCCAUCAAGAAAUGCUCCGUGUUUGUGGAUUUCCCCCUCCAGCAGCUCAACUUGAAGGAGUUUGCCAGUGAAAAAGCCGGUGAGUAGCACACCGCGUUGGGA